Messenger RNA from Suricata suricatta (meerkat), 5587 nucleotides. RefSeq names its product ring finger protein 20 (gene RNF20). NCBI's taxonomy places the organism in Eukaryota, Metazoa, Chordata, Mammalia, Carnivora, Herpestidae. The record is from RefSeq and is a predicted model, not a curated record. Gene Ontology annotation, cellular component: HULC complex; nucleus. Gene Ontology annotation, molecular function: ubiquitin protein ligase activity; metal ion binding. Bases 150 to 2993 code for a protein of 947 amino acids. The transcript is spliced from 19 exons.
AAGCUUUUCUGGGUCCUCGCCUGCGGGUCAGGGGUGAGAAGUGGGCUGCAGAACGGACCUUGGUGAAUAACUGCCCUGAGUUCACCAAGUUGCUCCCCGGCGCAGCGAGUUGGAAGAACCCAGGAACACUGCUAUCAUCUGGUGCCAGGAUGUCCGGAAUUGGAAAUAAAAGAGCAGCUGGAGAGCCCGGCACAUCCGUGCCUCCGGAGAAGAAGACAGCUGUUGAGGAUUCAGGAACCACAGUGGAGACAAUUAAGCUCGGGGGUGUCUCUUCAACGGAGGAGCUAGACAUUCGAACACUGCAAACCAAAAACCGCAAGCUGGCGGAGAUGCUGGACCAACGGCAGGCCAUUGAGGACGAGCUCCGUGAGCACAUUGAGAAACUGGAACGCAGACAGGCCACGGACGAUGCCUCACUGCUCAUUGUCAACCGGUACUGGAGUCAGUUUGAUGAAAACAUCCGUAUCAUCCUGAAACGUUACGACCUGGAGCAGGGUUUGGGAGAUCUCCUCACGGAGAGAAAAGCCCUUGUUGUGCCGGAACCAGAACCAGACUCUGACAGCAAUCAGGAACGGAAAGAUGACCGAGAGAGAGGGGAAGGGCAAGAGCCAGCCUUCUCCUUCCUUGCUACCUUGGCCAGCAGUUCCAGCGAAGAAAUGGAAUCUCAGCUGCAGGAGCGUGUGGAGUCCUCCCGCCGGGCUGUGUCCCAGAUUGUGACGGUCUAUGAUAAAUUACAGGAAAAGGUGGAGCUCCUGUCACGGAAGCUGAACAGCGGAGGUGAGGCAAGAACCAGCAGACCGGGAACAGUGAGGUUUUCCAAGUUGCAGAGUAAAGUGGAGACAGCUGAGUCACGCGUUUCUGUCCUGGAGUCCAUGAUCGAUGACCUGCAGUGGGAUAUUGACAAAAUCCGAAAGAGGGAACAGCGACUCAACCGACACUUAGCAGAAGUCCUAGAACGGGUGAAUUCGAAAGGUUAUAAGGUCUACGGAGCAGGGAGCAGUCUCUAUGGCGGCACAAUCACUAUCAAUGCCCGCAAGUUUGAGGAAAUGAAUGCAGAGCUUGAGGAGAACAAAGAGUUGGCUCAGAACCGUCACUGCGAGCUGGAAAAACUUCGUCAAGACUUUGAGGAGGUCACUACACAAAAUGAAAAGCUGAAGGUGGAGCUGCGCAGCGCGGUGGAGGAGGCGGUCAAGGAGACGCCGGAAUACCGCUGUAUGCAGUCGCAGUUCUCCGUCCUCUACAACGAGAGCCUGCAGCUGAAAGCGCACUUGGACGAGGCCCGGACUCUGCUGCACGGCACCAGGGGGACCCACCAGCGCCAAGUCGAGCUCAUUGAGCGAGAUGAGGUCAGUCUUCAUAAGAAGCUGAGGACCGAAGUGAUCCAGCUGGAAGAUACCCUGGCCCAGGUCCGCAAGGAGUAUGAGAUGCUGAGGAUAGAGUUCGAGCAGACCCUUGCUGCCAACGAGCAAGCAGGCCCCAUAAACCGGGAGAUGCGCCACCUCAUCAGUAGCCUCCAGAAUCACAACCACCAGCUGAAAGGGGAGGUCCUGAGGUAUAAGCGGAAGUUGAGAGAAGCCCAGUCUGACCUGAACAAGACGCGCCUGCGCAGCGGCAGUGCCCUCCUGCAGUCGCAGUCUAGUACCGAGGACCCGAAGGACGAGCCCGCAGAGCUGAAGCAAGAUCCCGAGGAUGUAUCUGCCCAGUCCUCCGCGUCCAAGGCAUCUCAGGAGGAAAUCAAUGAACUUAAGUCCAAACGGGAUGAGGAAGAGCGAGAACGAGAGAGGAGGGAGAAAGAGAGGGAGCGAGAAAGAGAGCGGGAGAAGGAAAAGGAGAGAGAACGAGAGAAGCAGAAACUGAAAGAGUCAGAGAAAGAGAGAGAUUCUGCUAAGGACAAAGAGAAAGGGAAACAUGAUGACGGAAGGAAAAAGGAAGCAGAAGUUAUCAAACAAUUGAAGAUUGAACUCAAGAAGGCACAGGAGAGCCAGAAGGAGAUGAAACUAUUGCUAGAUAUGUACCGCUCUGCCCCAAAGGAACAGAGAGACAAAGUUCAGCUAAUGGCGGCUGAGAAGAAGUCUAAGGCAGAGUUGGAAGACUUAAGGCAAAGACUCCGGGAUCUAGAGGAUAAGGAGAAAAAGGAGAACAAGAAAAUGGCUGAUGAGGAUGCCUUGAGAAAGAUCCGGGCAGUAGAGGAGCAGAUAGAGUACCUGCAAAAGAAGCUGGCCAUGGCCAAGCAGGAGGAAGAGGCUCUCCUCUCUGAGAUGGAUGUUACAGGUCAGGCCUUUGAAGACAUGCAGGAACAAAAUAUCCGUUUAAUGCAGCAGUUGCGGGAGAAGGAUGACGCAAAUUUCAAGCUCAUGUCAGAACGUAUCAAGUCCAAUCAGAUCCACAAGUUGCUUAAGGAGGAGAAAGAGGAGCUGGCUGACCAGGUUUUGACUCUAAAGACUCAGGUUGAUGCUCAGUUACAGGUAGUAAGGAAAUUGGAAGAGAAGGAGCAUCUGCUACAAAGCAACAUUGGCACAGGGGAGAAGGAGCUGGGUCUUAGGACUCAAGCCCUGGAGAUGAAUAAACGCAAGGCGAUGGAGGCAGCCCAGCUUGCAGAUGACCUCAAAGCACAACUGGAGUUGGCCCAGAAGAAACUACAUGAUUUUCAGGAUGAGAUUGUGGAGAACAGUGUCACCAAAGAAAAGGACAUGUUCAAUUUCAAACGAGCCCAGGAGGACAUCUCUAGGCUGCGAAGGAAGCUGGAGACCACGAAGAAACCAGACAAUGUGCCCAAAUGUGAUGAGAUCCUGAUGGAGGAGAUUAAGGAUUACAAGGCACGUCUGACCUGUCCAUGUUGCAACAUGCGUAAAAAGGAUGCCGUACUUACCAAGUGUUUUCAUGUUUUCUGCUUUGAGUGUGUGAAGACACGCUAUGACACCCGUCAGCGCAAGUGUCCCAAGUGUAACGCUGCGUUUGGUGCCAACGAUUUCCAUCGCAUCUACAUUGGUUGAGCCACGCCAAGAGAAGAGGGAGUGGCUAGACAGUCACUUAUCCAUUAGCCAUCAGACCUCUACCUCUUCUCUCCUCGACUGUCACCUACAGGGCAGUUUGUCUGUCAACUGCCUUUCCUUCGCAGACUGAAUGUCCAGGCUCUCCUCCCUAAUAGCCACAUGACUUCAGGAAAAAGGCGUGGUAACAGCAGUUCUUGGGUUUUAGAAUGAAUUAGAAACAAACUCUUGUUUGCCUUUCUCUGUUUCUUUCCUGCUUUUAGAGUUUUCAGCAUUUUCUUCUUCAGGCUUACUGCAUGAAUAAUCUUGGAUUGUUCAUUCCUUCUGGAGAAGCAAGUUGGUAUUUUUGACAUGGAGAAGGGAACAAGGAAGAGGGGAGACACGUGGCUGUUUUGGGGAGUGAGGGGAUCUUUUACAAGUAAGCUGUCCACGGGCACAAACAUUUCUCGAUUUGGGUAGUAAACUUUUUGUAAAGUCCGAUUAUAAAAUGGUAUCAUUGUGCUACUUUUUCCUGGAUGGUUUGAAGCCUUAAUGAAAUUAUGUCCAGGAUGAUUCGGUCCAUUUCCUAUUCACUAACAAAGUAAUGGUUAAGGUCAGCUGGUUUCCAUGUUGAAGUUAUUUAAGUUUUGACUGUUCUAUUCAUUGAAAGGCCUUUAAAUUUCUUGAGGCCGGAAUAAUUUCAAAUACAGUAGCUUCUUUUAUCUUACAAUGAAAUCAAGAUUGGAGAGGAUGGGGAACAGGACUGAGAUGGUGAAGGGAUCUUCUGAAUACUCUGGGAACUUGAUUACAGGGAGGCCUUGGUGAGCUAUGAAUUACUCUCAUCUGCCUUUCCACAGGGAUUCUUGGGAUCCCUGUUUCCAGAAGAUUCUCCGUAAUGUGUCUGUAGGACUUUAUACUCCAUAAGCUUCAAUUAAAGCAGGAUUCAAUUUGCUUUAGUGUUUGUGUUUUUCAUGGGCAGCCAGGUGGUUUGGGUUUAGAUAUUUUCUGUUUCUGACCCUUGGCUAGGAAAGCUGGCUGCCCAGCAUCGGGGGCCUGCAGCCUCUGGGAUGUCGUGGAGGAAACCACCAGUCCCAUGGGAAGCUGGAUUUAGGGGAAGGUCCUGUAGGUGGGAAGAGCAGGGAGCCCCUAGUCCCACCUAGUGUGAAGUCCUGGCAUGCGGAGAGCUCUUAGAGUCAUUUUGAGAUAAUUACCAAAAAUGGUGGUGAUUUUUGAACAGUCUGACGUCUUUUUACAGAUGAGGCCAAUGAAUGGGCUUCAGGAAUACCCACAAAUUGUAUAUAAAAUUUUGUUUGCGUUGUAUGUACAUUAUUCAUAGCUUUUUUCCCAGAUUCUCAAAGGAAUUCUGAAACUUCAUAAAUUCCAAAAAUGUUCAGAUUUCCUGCUGUAGAUCUAUAAGGAACUUUUUAGAAAAUGUCUUUAAUGCCUAAAUAGAAUGCCAAUUUAAAAGAUUCUUGGAGAAGUACUAGAGUCUUCUUUUUCUAUUUUUUCAGGUCUUAUCGGGAGGGGGGGUCUCUUUUUUCUUUACUUUCUUUUGGUAUUAUCUUGGAAAUUGUCUUGGUAAUUUGGACCAAAGUCUGGGUUGAUGUGCUCUAAGGCCUGUAUCGUUAACUACAUGGCUUGGCUCUUACCGUCUUACCUCUAUAGGGAUCUUUUUCAAAGGUGCUCAGCCAUUUCUGCCAGCUGUGGCAUUCUUACAUGAAUUUCCAUUGGGACGCCUUAUUUAUUUUCUUAAUCUCAAUCCACAUCCAAAGGCAUCUUUGUCCUCUGAGGGCAGUUCUGUGCACAUAGUACUCAGUGCAGGCCACUUGAGUAAUGAAGGUGAUUUGAUAUUGUGGAGAUUCUGGAUAAUAGAGAAGUGGUCAGCUGGCUUCUUUUAGACCUAACUGAGAUGGUGAUGCUUCCUUCUUGAAGGAAGCUGUGUGUGCUGCUCUCAUCAAUUUUCAUGGUCAUUGCUGGUGUGGAAUGCCUUUACAUUUUGGUUUUUAAUUUUGUUGAGGACUGUCAAUUGAUAGAUAAAGCCAAGCACCAGUGAGUCUGCAGAAAAGUUUCCACUACUUCUUAGCCAGGAAAGUCUGCCUGACUUGAUACAAUAAGACAGUUACAUUGAGAGGCAGUAGAACCUGGUGGGUGGUAUGCUUGUUGGAUUGGCUUACUCAGUAGGAAACCCCUGGUGUAGAAAUAACCUAACAAUUUCCUGGAUCUGUAAUCGUCCCACCACAGAGAAAAAGUAAGCUUUCCCUUCUGGAGGUUUCUGCCCACGUUUGUUCUUUAUACUGUCAGAUAUUAAGGUCUUAUUUGUAGCAUACUUCACAGGUACUAAAAUGAAGACAUGGAAACAGUAGUGUCUUAAUGUAGUUCCCAGUCGCCAGCAGUGGGCCUGGCACCCAGCACUCCAGGAGGGUCCAUGCGGUUAGGUUAGUUCAGCUCCUUGCUUCUGCUUCUUGCUUCUGGUCCUGCGGAGUCUGCUGCAUUGGGCCAAUGUGUAAUUCAAACCAUACGCAUGGAUUUUCACCGCCUAAGUGGAAACAAUUUUUCCUCAUAUAUUGAAGUUACUCUUCAAAUUUGGAUUUUCUGAAAAUAUAUGACUAUAUUUUAAA